CUCAAUAGAAUUCUGCAGACAGGCCGAUGCCGAGCGCCCGCGCCGAGGAGGAGAACCGCCUGGUGCGCCUGGCCGCGCGGUGCGCGUCCGCGCGCCAGCUCGACCAGCUCCACGCCCGCGCAGUCCUCCUCGGCCACGCCCGCAGAAGCUUCGUCGCCGCCAAGCUCGUGCGCGCCUUCGCGGACCUCGGCCAUCUCCGCCGCGCACGCGCGGUGGCGGCGGCGCUCGGCGCCGCCGCCAACGCCUUCGUCUGGACGGCGCUGGUGCGCGCGCACUCCCAGUCGGACGCCGCCGCGCGCGACGCCGUGGCGCUGUACGCCCAGAUGCACCGGUGCUGCCCCGUGGUCGCGCCGCUCACCUUCACCGUCUCCGCCGCGCUGAAAGCCGCGGCACGCCGCAAGAUGCUGCAAGAAGGGGGCCAGGUCCACGUGCAUGUAUUCAAGAACGGUUUCCAGACCGACGAGCGCAUCGCGACGACACUGGUGGAAUUCUACGCGAAAUGCGGCAGGCUGGAGGAUGCACGGAAGGUGUUUGACAGAAUGGUUCUUAAGGACGCUCAGCUGUGGAACACGAUGAUCGCUGGGUAUAUGGCGGUCGGCAAGGUGGAUUGCGCAAAGGAGCUGUUUGAGGCAAUGCCUGAGAGGAACACAUUCACGCUAGUGGAGAUGAUCGGCGGGUACGCUGCACACGGUGAUAUGGACUCUGCGAAGAGUGUCUUUGAAAUGGCAGUGGCAAAUGGAGAAGCCGAUGCUGUUGUGGGCACCGCCAUGAUCUCUGGGUAUGCAAAAAGUGGCAAUUUGGAUGGGGCUAGGGCUGUCUUUGAUGGAAUGAGAGAGCAGGAUGUUGCAACAUGGAAUGUAAUGAUUGGGAUGUAUUCAGGCACUGGUAUGGCUGCAAAGGCAGUGGAUCUCUUCAAGGUUAUGUUGGAGAGUAGAGCAAGACCGAAGGUGGAGCCAAACCACACUACAAUCUCCACUGUGGCUGCUGCUUGCGCGCAAUGUGGGAUACCAACUCUAGCUACCUGGAUACAAGAUUAUGUGGAUCGUCAACGCACGAAGCUUUUGAACAACCAUACUGUGGCUGCCCUGAUUGAUAUGCACUCAAAAUGUGGGGACAUAGAAAGGGCUCAUGCCUUGUUCUGCGGGUGGAAUCAAAUAGAUCUGAUCUGUUAUAGUUCUAUGAUCUCUGCAUUUGGCAUGCAUGGCCGUGGGAAGGAUGCAAUUGCAGUUUUCAACGAGAUGUGUGACAAGGGCUUAGACCCUGAUCACAUAUGUUUUGUGUCAGUUCUCGCUGCCUGCAGUCAUGCAGGUUUGUUGGAUGAGGGGCGCCGAUACUUCCAGAUGAUGAAGGAUGAGUACCACAUUAUUCCGACUGUGGAACACUACUUGUGCAUGGUGGACUUGCUUGGUCGUGCCGGAUGCGUAGAUGAGGCUUACCAAACAAUUACGCAUGAGAUGCCAACAAAAAUGCAAAUACACGCUGGCAUUUGGGGAGCUUUGUUAAGCGCAUGCAGGACUUACUCAAAUGUCGAGAUUGCGGAGGUGGCAGCAAAGCACCUAUUCAAGUUGGAACCAGAUAACAUGGGGAAUUAUGUCCUGCUAUCAAACAUAUACGCAAAUGCGAGGAAAUGGGAUGGAGUCCAAAAGAUUCGAGCCCUCAUGAGGAGACAAGGGAUGAGGAAGCGGCCUGGGUGGAGCCAAAUUGACGCUGAAGGUAGUCUUAAAGAGUUUAUCACCAGUGAGCUUCAUGACAGUGUGUUGGAGCUUGUCUUGGAGCUACUGAAUUGGGAGCUCAAGGAUCAUGGUUACACCCCAAUCAUAGAGGUCGAAUGAAGAAUUAAACAUGCCCAUUUUCAAGCUCAACUGUGUUGUUGUUAAGUUGGAUCAUCCAUGCCAUCAAUACCGGUCAUUUCUGCACAUGGAAAAAACUUGAAAGUCAAGACUGAAGGGUCGAGAAUCCACAUAUCAGAAUGAAGGCAUCUUCAUAUUGGACUCCCUAUCCCCUCCUGGCUGCAGCAUAACAAAAAAACUAAUAUGCUUUCCAAAUUCUGUUUUUCAACAUAUGGAAACAAGCACCUGAAUGUCAAAUUUAAAUUACACUCGUUUCUUGGCUUAUGGAGUCAUAGCUAUCCUAGCUUGCAUGAGUGGUCUACAAUCUUGUCAGUCACCAGGAAUCAUGCGGCCUUAUUUGCUGCCUAUUGCCUACAUUGGCUUAGCACAUUUUAUAGUCAAUAAUCAUAAGUAACUCUGCAGAGAAAUGCCACGCUGGGAGGCUAAUCUUUCAAUUUUGAAAGCAGAACUGCAAGGUCUGAUGAGAACAAAUUCUCAUGAUAUCAUAUCAUAUAUGCUUGAAGCCAUGUGGCUAUUGUUAGGCACGUGCAGUAUGCAAGUGUGUGGAAGAAUGUCAAAUAAGGCUGGGUUCAUGACCUUUUGUGUGUGUCAUUUGCUUUAUCUUGUAUUCAGUUGGCUCUUGCUCCUUGCUAGGGUCUAGGUCAACUGUGUGACAGCAAGCAGCCUGAAGCUUUGGCAGAAUCUCCAAAAGCAGUAACAGGGUACUGGAAAGAAAUGGUGAAGCAUUAAGCAUCACAUUUCAGGUCACUGAUACCAUGUCCUUGUCCACUAAUUGUGCUCACCAAGAUACGGUAGUGUUCCUUGGUGUCGUCCAAAGUCCAAGCUCCUAAAGUAAACGACUCCAGGUUGUGCAACUAGGAAAAAGAUGUGGAAGAAUCAGAACAUCUAUGCAAUUUUAAGAUAUUACUCAUCUGAUUUGGGUAUCUUUUAGUAUCUAUUGUGGCCUAUAUAAUCCCAGGCAUUUCCAUGGUUUCCUCUCAGACAAGAACCAUGAAGAGGAAGAAGUGACUUUCAAGGAGUGUUCUCUCCUUCUCCCUCAAAGGCCUCCAAGCGGAGGACUUUGAGGUAGACGAAGAGGAUACAUCUUAUUAUCAAAGAUUUUCUCAGCUAUUGACCGCCAAAGGAUGCAAAAAAUUGUGAUGUGCUUUGAGGUUUGCCAAUUAAAUUUCUAAUUGCUCUUGUAUCAUUACCAGGCUCUGCCAUCUGGACAAGUACUGUAUGUAUUGCAAGGUGCUCUUCAAUUGGUCUCUCAGUCCUUCUGAAUAUUUAUGGACAAUGGUGAAUAUUCUCUUGAAAUUUGCUUUCCAAACAUAUCUGUAGUGACGGAUGUUGUAAAUAAACUAGGGGAUAAGUACCGUA
Molecule: messenger RNA, 3209 nt
Organism: Phragmites australis (common reed)
Lineage: Eukaryota; Viridiplantae; Streptophyta; Magnoliopsida; Poales; Poaceae
Product: putative pentatricopeptide repeat-containing protein At5g37570
Exons: 2
Coding region: 27-1832 (601 amino acids)
Biological process (GO): RNA modification
Molecular function (GO): protein binding; RNA binding
Source: RefSeq, a predicted model, not a curated record